UGAUAUCCAACAUGAGGAAUACCAACAUAACGACAGCUGAUGACAAUACUUGUGGACGACACUCUCCAGUAAGGCCCAAAACACCGCCAUUGAGUGGAGACAGUACAGCCUCGCCUCACCCGCCAGCUCCACUGCUCCACCAGGAGGUGAGGAGGCCAGACAGUGGUGACGUCAUCACACCACGAGCAGACAUGCCCGCGCUCAGGAACGCGCGUGUGUCGGUGCGACGGAGGCUCUUCAUUGAACAUCAGGACUGUGGUGAUAGUAGUAUGAACCUAAAUAAUAGUAGCCAGGAUGUGGCGUGUGGAAGGAAGUUGAGUCAAGAUGGAUUGACUCAGGAAAGACGUGAGUCAGAUGAGCGUCAGCAUCCCGAGUCAAAACAGUGUGGAUCUCUUGAAUCGAGUCUGGACAGAUGUGGUGACUCGAGUCAAAACUUGAAUCGGAGUCAGAAUCCUGAAUCAGAACAGGGUGAAUCAACUGAAUUUAGUCAAAAUGUGAAACCAGAUGGGAUUGCGGUAUUGAGUCGAGGUAGUUGUGAUGAGUCGAGUCAGCUAGAGUCAAUCCAUGAUGGGAUCACGGAACUGAGUCACAUUGAAUCUCAUAGAGUGAGUAAUUCCAAGACUGGUGGGUCAAUUGUGGAUGGGAUUGCGGUUUCAAGCCAAGGUGGAUGUGUUAAGCUGGAUCAAGCUGAGACUGAUGAAUCAAUUGAGAUAUUGAGUCAAAGUAAGUUGAAUCAAACAGAAGCUGAUGAGUCAAAUGAGGGUGAGAGUCAGGAUAAACGUUUCAAAAUGGAUGAAAGCAGUUAA
This is a messenger RNA of Nilaparvata lugens (brown planthopper), 806 nucleotides long. RefSeq lists its product as uncharacterized. Bases 12 to 806 code for a protein of 264 amino acids. The transcript is spliced from 3 exons. NCBI's taxonomy places the organism in Eukaryota, Metazoa, Arthropoda, Insecta, Hemiptera, Delphacidae. The record is from RefSeq and is a predicted model, not a curated record.